Molecule: messenger RNA, 1224 nt
Organism: Saccostrea cuccullata (small rock oyster)
Lineage: Eukaryota; Metazoa; Mollusca; Bivalvia; Ostreida; Ostreidae
Exons: 5
Coding region: 24-1163 (379 amino acids)
Cellular component (GO): nucleus
Molecular function (GO): DNA binding
Source: RefSeq, a predicted model, not a curated record
GUUUCUUUCAUUUUUCAAGAUUCAUGUUUAUAAAAGAAUACAAGAUAUAUGUAUAUAUAUUAUGUUAUGACACUUUCUUAGGCAUAAAAGACAAGCCCUCUCAAAUUUUCAAUGUUGAUGAGACAGGAUUUGGAAAAUGCGAAAAAAGAGAGAAGGUGGUUACUGAAAAAGUCCGAAAACACACUUAUGCCCGAAGUGUUUCAUCAACGAGCCAUAUCACUGCAACCAUCUGUGUAGCUGCAAAUGGACUAGUCCUGCCAACUUUCUUAAUUUAUGAAAAUAGUUUCCCGAGUGGAAGUUACAGAGAUGGUGCUCCUAGAGAUUGGCUUUUUGGCACUUCGCCGAAUGGGUACAUGGACGGUGACCUUUUUUAUAAAUGGUUUGAGACUGUAUUUCUCCCCAACUGUUCCAAGCGUCCAUCUCUCCUCAUUCUUGACAACCACGAGAGCCACAUCACUCUAAAGCUCAUCCAACGGGCCAAGGCAGAAGAAGUUGAGUUAUAUGGACUGCCUCCCCAUACCACCCAUGUAACACAGCCCUUGGAUGUGGCUUUGUUUAAGCCCAUGAAAACUAAAUUUUCAGACACUGCCGUCAACCUUGUGUAUGCCAGGAAAGACUUGGUGAUUGGAAAGGCAAAAUUUGCACCGGUGUUAUCUUCUGCAAUAGACCAGACAUUUAGUCCUCAUCAUAUCAAGGAGGCUUUCAGAAAGACUGGAAUUUACCCGUUUAAUCCCCAGGUCAUAAGUCAGAUGCAGCUGGCCCCUGCUGACAAACAUCAGGUUUCACACCAUGAUGAAGUCCAUGAUGACCAAACCAGUUGUGCACCCCCUGCAUUGUGCCAUGCAUGUGGCCAUUUUGUCCAGCAGAACCCACUAGUUGAACAGGGCCUCAUCCCCUAUAACUUAUCAGAAUUGUUCUUGCCCAUUUUCAUCAAACCACCUGAAAAAAAGAGAAGAAUUGUAACCAAAUCAAGAGUUCUUACAGGAGAGGAAAUAUUGAGCCAACUCGAACAGAAAGAAGAGGAGGCAGAGAGAAAAAAGAAAAAGCAAAAGGAGAGGAAAGAGCGGGCAGAGAUGAGGAGAAAGGAAGUGGAGGAAAAGAAAAACAAAAAAAGAAAAGCAACAACUAAGAAAGCCACCAAGAGAAAACAAAAAGUUAGUUGAUUUUUCUUAACAAGACUUCUCAUUGAAUAAUGAUUUCCCUAAAAAUUCAUAAUCAUUUGAC